GUCUCGAGAGGGCGAGGCUGGUCGACCCGGGCCUGUUCCGAACGAGCCUGAUCGGGCGGACCUGAUCUGUGUGGGCCUGAUUGAUACGGGCCUGAUCUACUCGGGUCUCGAGAGGGCGAGGCUGGUCGACCCAGGCCUGUUUCGAACGAGCCUGAUCGGGCGAGGCCUUAUCUACUCAAUCCUGAUCGGUGUGGGCCUGAUCUGUGUGGGCCUGAUUGAUACGGGCCUGAUCUACUCGGGUCUCGAGAGGGCGAGGCUGGUCGACCCGGGCCUGUUCCGAACGAGCCUGAUCGGUGCAGGCCUUUUCUACUCGAGCCUGAUCGGUGCGGGCCUGAUCUGUAUGGGCCUGAUUAUACGGGCCUGA
Messenger RNA from Monosiga brevicollis MX1, 364 nucleotides. RefSeq lists its product as uncharacterized. The annotation marks the transcript as partial. The record is from RefSeq and is a predicted model, not a curated record. The transcript has a single exon. NCBI's taxonomy places the organism in Eukaryota, Choanoflagellata, Craspedida, Salpingoecidae.